Molecule: messenger RNA, 1296 nt
Organism: Sciurus carolinensis (gray squirrel)
Lineage: Eukaryota; Metazoa; Chordata; Mammalia; Rodentia; Sciuridae
Product: 40S ribosomal protein S15a-like
Exons: 1
Coding region: 193-648 (151 amino acids)
Biological process (GO): translation
Cellular component (GO): cytosolic small ribosomal subunit; ribosome
Molecular function (GO): structural constituent of ribosome
Source: RefSeq, a predicted model, not a curated record
CAAGACGCACGGAGGGAGCUCUGAACCUCUUACCUCAAACUGUGGAGAAAAGAAGCUCUAAAUAAAAAUCUAAAUGAGCAAAUUCACUCAAUUCCCAGAUCUCUGCAACACAAAGAUCUAUAGGAGUACAUUCAGAGUUUACUCCUUUAUAUAGCUUCCACAGACUAGGCUCAGGCCAGUUUUCCAAAGGGCAUGCUUCAAAGCAACACAACAUACAUAGAGUGUCUUAGAAAAGAAUUUUUACUAGCAAACAUAAAGAUAUCACUCUUUCCGCCAUCUUUUCGUGCCGCCAUAACAGUGCGCAUGAAUGUCCUGGCUGAUGCCCUCAAGAGCAUCAACGAUGCCGAAAAGAGAGGCAAACACCAGUGCCUUAUUAGGCCAUGCUCCAACGUCAUCGUCUGGUUUCUGACUGUGAUGAUGAAGCAUGGUUACAUUGGUGAAUUUGAAAUCAUUGAUGAUCACAGAGCUGGGAGAAUUGUUGUCAACUUCACAGGGAAGUUAAACAAGUGUGGAGUGAUCAGCCCCAGACUUGAUGUACAGCUCAAAGACCUAGAAAAAUGGCAGAAUAAUCUGCUCCCAUCCCGUCAGUUUGGUUUAAUUGUAUUGACAACCUCAGCGGGCAUCAUGGACCACAAAGAAGCAAAAUGAAAACACACAGGAGGAAAAAUCCCGCGAUUCUUUUUCUAGGGAUGUAAAACAUACAUACAAUAAAAUGCCUCAAUGGACUCUGCUUCUAAAAAAAAAAACCAUAAAGAUAUCUAGAAAGUCAUCCUUGUCCUUCAUGAAAUUACAUGCAGUUGAAAAGAUUUAAAAAAUGAAAUAUUAAAUAUCAAUAAAAAUUAGAAAAACUAGGUCACAAAAGUAGUGAAAGACAUGUCAAAAAGCAAAAUACAGGACAGAAAAGUUCAUGCAGAUGUGAUAGGAAAUAAAAUCAUGUUACAUACAUUAACAGAUAAAACCCAGAUUUGUUGCCCUAAGCACCUAUCCAGCCUCAUCUCACACCCUGUCUUGUCUGUGUUCAGUUCAAGUUGGAAACUGGCCUUCUUUCUCUCCCUUCCAGCCUCAGGGCUUUGGCACUAGCUGUCACCUUUGCCUGAGAUGUUCUUCCCCCAGUCUUUAUCUGCCUAACUCCCCAUGGUUCAAGCCUCAGUUCAUGUCCUCUCUGUCAUCUUUCCUGACCACCUUUUUGCCCUGGUUCCCCCACACCCAGCACUCUCUGAUAGAUAACCUCACCUUGAUAGUUGGUCUCAUGAUCCAAGAUGAUCUUCUUUAUAUCAUCUAUUGCCCCCACUAAGA